UAAUGUAAUCGAUUCUCUUUCCAAUGUGUCAAAAGUUAGUUCCCUGACCGGGAAUCGAACCCGGGCCGCGGCGGUGAGAGCGCCGAAUCCUAACCACUAGACCACCAGGGACUAAUGGACGCGUUACACGUGUUGGAGAAUUACAACACCAUAUUUGCAAACUUGUAAAUCUGUGUCUAAUAGCUAUGUUUAAUGUAAUUCAUAGAUGUCAUGCAUUGACGUACUAAAAUACAUGUGUUUAAUUAACGCUAGGUCUCAUAGUCGACUAUAUGUGCUGUUAACACAUUAAAUAGCCUAUCGAACAGUACACUACCUAGAAGUGAGUAACGUCAGUCUAGUGUUACACUGCCCCUACCGGCCGUCACACGCGGAUACAGCAUAGAAGUCCUAACAUUCUGCCUGAAUUAAAAUCAGAAUGUCUGGAAACAUCCUACUACAUUUCACAAAACAAAAACACCCAACUGAAAGCAUUUGUUAGUCAUAAGUAAUUAAAUUUAAUCCAGAACGUGAAGGCGAUUAUAACGUAACAAGAAAUAUAUAAUUUAGGUAAACCGGCAUUUCACAACGCUUCCCCGGUGUGGUCCUGGCUCGGGUCCUUGGUCAACGUGGGAUACGCGAAAAUGUGAAGUUUAUUUUGAACCUGUCCUGGAAUUUGUGUCACAUUUUUGCCACCAUGGUCGCCUCUUCAUAGAAUACAACACAACGCCGGUCAGAGUGUCAUCUGUUUUAUCAUGAUGCCAGGGGACAAACAGUCCAGAACGGCAGCGAUCGCCGCGGACACGAUGGUUGGAAACUGUAAAAACUGUCCUGUUCUGCACCAGACCCUGACCGAAUAUGUGUCGUCAUUUCUUGCGCUGAAACAGAAGAUAGCGGCUUCUGAUGACACGAUCCGGCUUCAGCAGCAGCUCGAGGAACUGCAGAGCAGACUGAUGGCGCUGCAGAAGAAGACAGCAGAUUAUGAAUCUAUUCAAGCAGAACUGGGGGAAAAGAAGGGUGCUCUUGAGAACUCCAGAAGGAGGUGUGAAGAGAUGGACACCUUGAAGCAGAAAAACACCAAGACAAUGGCAGAGAAGAAGAAACUUGAAGACCAGCUUAAGGAUUUGGAAGAACUGUCUGAAACACGGUCCCUUGAAAACGCACAGCUGAAGAGGGAAAAGGCCAUUGUAGAAAACGAUUUGCUGAAAACACAGACGUCUUUGAGGAAAUCUCAAGCACAGGCAGAUCGUGUUGACGCAUUGAUAGAGGAGAACGCCAAGACAACAAGCAGAAAGGACAACCUUGAAAAUAAAGUUAUGCUGCUUGAAGAUUUGGUCAAUCAUAAAUUACCCAAAGAAAAGAAUCUGCUACUGAUGCAUAUCAGUGACCUCCAGGUGAGACUGGUGACACUGGAAAGAGAAAGAAAUAAAGAAUAUAGGAGCACAUCAACUCAAGCGAGUGCACCGGAGGAGCAUAAAGUUGAUAAAGAAAAGUUCCAGAUAUUGCUUGAGAACUUGUGGGCGUGUGUGGAACCCCAGCAGCAGUCCUCCGCCAACUUGUUGCACUUAUCUGAGUCCGGGUCCAAACAAGUUCUACCCAGCCCCCCACAGAACAGGCCGCGCCGUCAUCUGAAUAACGCAUUCCAUUCUGCUCCCCACAAGGCUUAUGAAUCCCCCAGUUCCCCCAUGAAAAAAAGUCUCAUUUUUACACAGUUAAAGACCUCUCCGCGUGGGCAGAAAGCUGCCAGGCAGCAAGUUUGUCACCAGUCAACAGGUGCCAUGAAGCAAACGCACACUCCCGAAGAGAGCACGCGGUUAUCCAAGGAAAGCAAAACUGAGAAGUCGUCCGAAGAAUCUGUUGAGGAGAUACUGGCAUUGUUCAAACCAAUGCUUCCCUGCAUAUCACCGCUGUCAUAUUUGGACACUGAGGUGGAAUCGAUGGAGACAACGGAUUGCGAAAAGGAGAACCAUCCCAAAAUCUCCGAGAACAAAGCUCUUCGCCCCCAAGAAGAAUCCCUGCUCAUCGCGACAUCAGUAACGAGUCCACAUUCUUCUGCGCUGCCAACAGACGAGACGGCGGACGCGCCAGUGGUCACAACACAGGAAGUGGAAGAUGCUCCUGAUGAAAAGGACUCCAAAGGCUCGGCACAAAAAGAGUUGAGCGACGUUAUGGAAACAAGUGGCACAGGUGGUGAGGAAACACAUCUUCAAGAACACGUGCCGAUUGAGCAGGACCCAGCAACUGUGCAGUUAGCGUCGGCAUCGUCUUCGUUCUCCUCCUCGUCAGACAUUACACUUUUGGUUGAGGUUGUCUCGUUAACCUCUGAAAGACAAGAGCCAUCCUGCGGUGUAAGUGACGGUAGCGGCAAGGCCGACAGCGCAUCUCAAAGGGAAAAUGCUUUCGAGGAGGCAAAGGAGGAUCGGUCCGGGACGAUAACGGAGAUGGACGUUGACACAAACCCCAGUGAUGUUACUGGUGCUGAAACAGUCACUCCCGAUGGUGGAGAGUCCCCCAGAGGGAGUGAUACAACUGCACUCUCUGCAGAAAUGGGAAAUGGGCAGUUAGUUUCUUCCUCAACGUGCAUGGACUCUGUGACGAACGCGGAGCCUGCAAAUACAGACAAUGGUUCAGAAGAUGGGGAAAGUCAUCAGGACUAUUGUGGUCUGGUACAGGACAGUCAAGAUACCACCGUCUUUGAACCCCAGGAGAACGACAGCUGUCUUGGCAAGGACACGGAGGUACCAGACAAUAACCCCUGUUUGCCAACCAGCGGCGUUGGCAUUGUUAGUAUCUCAAAUGGAAAUGUGGAAGAAAGGCUUGAAAGUGAUGCAUCAACAGAACCUCUUCGGGAGGAAGUUGGGAACAAAGCACAAGGAGCUGGAGUGGUUGGUGUGUCAACUUCUCCCUCAGAGUCAAAUGGGGAUAAAAGACCUCCGUCUCCUAGCGAGUCUCCACUGUUGAAGAUAGAGGAUGGUGAUGUCGACCGUGAAUCUGCUGGUGCAAAUGUUGAAACUCCUUCGAAAAAGAAUGUAGACAUGGAGACAUUGAACAGUGAAAUGCUAGCAGAUCAUGGGUCUCCCCAAUCCGACUCCCAAGAGACCACCACCUAUGAAUCUCUGAAAGAAAGCCUCCACUCGGCAUGCAGGCAGCCGAGUCCUACAUGUUUGUUACCCACUUUGGAAUUGCAGACGUUGUCUAAAUUGGAGGAAGACAAAGUCAUUAAAAAAGACAUUGUCAAAGACCUGCUUCAGGAGAGCAUAGAUGCAAGUGACUAUAAACUGAGCAAAUAUAACUUGCGCUCUAGGAGCGCUGCGGCCACAAAUGGACAAAAUGAAUGUUUGGAAUCAUGUAUAAAAGAGCCUGAAAAAGCGAGCCCUCGUGUGAUCGGAGAGGAGAAAGUGAGCCUUCGUGUGAUCGGAGAGGAGAAAGUGAGCCUUCGUGUGAUCGGAGAGGAGAAAGUGAACCUUCGUGUGAUCGGAGAGGAGAAAGUGAGCCCUCGUGUGAUCGGAGAGGAGAAAGUGAACCCUCGUGUGAUCGGAGAGGAGAAAGUGAGCCCUCGUGUGAUCGGAGAGGAGAAAGUGAACCCUCGUGUGAUCGGAGAGGAGAAAGUGCGGAGAGGAGAAAAGGAGAAAGUGAGCCCUCGUGUGAUCGGAGAGGAGAAAGUGAACUCUCGUGUGAUCGGAGAGGAGAAAGUGAGCCCUCGUGUGAUCGGAGAGGAGAAAGUGAACUCUCGUGUGAUCGGAGAGGAGAAAGUGAGCCCUCGUGUGAUCGGAGAGGAGAAAGUGAAGACUCGUGAGAUCGGAGAGGAGAAAGAGAAAGUGAGCCCUCGUGUGAUCGGAGAGGAGAAAGUGAACCUUCGUGUGAUCGGAGAGGAGAAAGUGAGCCCUCGUGUGAUCGGAGAGGAGAAAGUGAGCCCUCGUGUGAUCGGAGAGGAGAAAGUGAGCCCUCGUGUGAUCGGAGAGGAGAAAGUGAACCCUCGUGUGAUCGGAGAGGAGAAAGUGAGCCCUCGUGUGAUCGGAGAGGAGAAAGUGAACCCUCGUGUGAUCGGAGAGGAGAAAGUGAGCCCUCGUGUGAUCGGAGAGGAGAAAGUGAACCCUCGUGUGAUCGGAGAGGAGAAAGUGAGCCCUCGUGUGAUCGGAGAGGAGAAAGUGAGCCCUCGUGUGAUCGGAGAGGUGAAAGUGAGCCCUGUGAUGCAUUCAACUGCAGCUCGGCCCACAGAGUGCAUCGGCCAAGUUCGCUCUGAAAUGGGCCCUCCGCUUCCUCGACUCCUAACCCCUCUAUCUACGCCUCCAAAAGCGGGCAAAUCAAUCAAUCCAAGGCAGGCUAUUGGGAAACUCUCCUUUCCCUCGCCCAUGAAUCGAUUAGCUUCGCCUACCACUCCUAUCCAGGCCCACUUGACACCCACAAGCCAGCACCUGGGUUCCUCAUCUUUGAGCAGUCCGCUCCGUUCGAACGGAGUCCCGUCAUCACCACUUCAGUUCGGCUCCGCCACUCCAAAGCACGCCCUGCCCGUUCCGGGUCGCUUGCCCUCAACGGCAAAGAAUUCAUCCCCUUCGUCCUCCUCCAGUCCAUCGCAGGAAAACUCCAUGAGGAUUCUUGACACCAUGUACCCCGAGCUAUCGGCCCACGGCCGAACUCUGAGCAUUCUCAGAGGCAACGUCGGUCUCGGCAUCUGUUCCUCAGAGAGUGGGAUGUCCCCGACAUCGACUGACAGCCAGGUGUCCUGCUUUAACUCCACUUCAACGGCCUUCACCAAGACGGAGACGAGAGGAGCGAAGAGACAGGCCCCGUAUCUGCCUCAACCCAAAAGCAGCAAAUAUCUCCGGCUAGAUAACUGCUCUCCCACUGCCAGUCGCAGGCAGGUGCCUUCCUCCCCUUUGUCAAACAGUGGCGAGGACACCACCUCGCCCCGGACUCCAAACGCCACGCCGGGGCCAAACAUCAUACUGAACUAUUUCAAGCAGAUUGAAAGCCAGGCGUUUGAUCUGUUGCCUGUGAUUCAGAGCCACCUGUACGUUGGUAACCUGCCCAAAAAGCCCGUCUUGAGAGACGAGGAGAAGAAGGUUAUCUCUGAGAUUUGCCGCAUCAGAUCGCUUGAGGCAGAUUAUAUGACAUUGCCCAUCCUGAACAAGCUGAAAGCGGAGAAAAGAGAUCUAAGCAGGAACUACAUGCAGGCCCUGUGCAGAGUGUACACGGGGAUCUGUAGACAGAAGAGAGACUGGGAGAAGGUUCACGUCCUGGCCUACAGCCUCCUCACUGAAGAUUUCCCAGACUCUGCUCUGCUGGUGUUGUUCAUGGUGACAACAUGGCCCAAUGUUCUCUCACACAGUAGUUCUCUGUGCCAGGCGAUACACACUGUCACCAAGCUGAACGCACAAGAAAACGUCCUAAACUGCCUUUCGGCAUUCCUUGGAUGGGAGAAGAGUCCUCCCUUUGACAUCGACGCGCUGAUCUCCAGAACACUCUCGGAUAUUCGGUCCGGGGCAAACCAGUCUUUCCCGACACAUCCUCGCUACGGGCAUGACCUUAGAACUGAGGCGUGGCAGAAUAUCUUCACGCUGCAACUCCUUUGUUCACACAAGAAGUGGAUGUGGACCUAUGAGAACAUAUUGGGCAAGGAGUUGUGGCCAUUGAUGAACACUUGGGUGAGCCAGCCCAGAGGGCAACAAACCCCUGUCUCCGAUAUGGGCGUCGCCACCGUACUCCGACUCAUAGGAUACCUCUGUCAACUGGGACUCAAAGAGAGGUGCGUUUCCACGGUGGGAACUGUCGCCAACGUCAUCAACACGUUUGGUAGGCGCGGACAGGCUGAAGAUGUGCCAUGGGAGGUCCAGUUAGCUGCCAUCUACUGCAUCUACGACCUGUCUCCCUGCAAUCCCAAACAAGCCAUGGAAGCCAUGGCGGAGUGGAGAGGAGAAACGUCUCGGAGCGUCCCUCCUGCCGUUACCAGCUACAUUAACCAGUUGGCUUCUGUCUGCAGACAAGGUCAAGGACUAAAAGAGAAUCACACGCUGCACUAAUCCACAUGGACAUGCGUGUGAGCCUGUUCCGAUAUCAAAGACAGCAGAAAAUACCUUUUUUUAACUUGCCGACUGGCAGCUGAUGACAGAGCUGUUUACUGUUUGGGCACAUUACAAAUGGGUGUUGUGCUCUUCCUUAAUACACAGUGCAUGGAGGUUCAUUAAGUCUUGAGUUGAAAUGUGCUGUCAAAGAUUGUUUCAGACAGUCCAACGUUUUAGUUUUUUUUGUUACGUGCACUUCUACUUUAAUAAUACAUCAUUUAAAUGUACUCUGAUUUUGUAGCAAAUUUGUCCUACUUUUUUAUUGUUGGAGCCAUGUCAAAUUGGUUUUCCUAAUAUUUUAGCUAUCCACACACCGUAAUAAAGGUACCGGCAUGACUCCCUGCCUUUUUUUUGUUGCUGUACUCAGGUAAUGUUCUAAAGUAUUGUAAAAUAGGUCGGCCCAUGUCCUCUGGUAUAAUUGUGGCGCUGCUGUAUAUGUUUCUUCAUUUGUGUGUUUGCAAAUACAAGAUAUUGCUGUUUGUGGCGAUCUUAUUUUUCAUUCAUACAGUCAAUGCUUUGUACAGUUUAACGUAUCAGAGGUUAUUUAACUUUUUCAAAUAAAAAUUUCUACAUAUUGAAACAA
Pseudoliparis swirei is the source of this 6621-nucleotide messenger RNA. RefSeq names its product KIAA0947-like (H. sapiens) (gene ice1). NCBI's taxonomy places the organism in Eukaryota, Metazoa, Chordata, Actinopteri, Perciformes, Liparidae. The transcript is spliced from 22 exons. Bases 732 to 5996 code for a protein of 1754 amino acids. The record is from RefSeq and is a predicted model, not a curated record.